Molecule: messenger RNA, 3362 nt
Organism: Vitis vinifera (wine grape)
Lineage: Eukaryota; Viridiplantae; Streptophyta; Magnoliopsida; Vitales; Vitaceae
Product: cysteine-rich receptor-like protein kinase 3
Exons: 7
Coding region: 984-2933 (649 amino acids)
Biological process (GO): protein phosphorylation
Molecular function (GO): ATP binding; protein kinase activity
Source: RefSeq, a predicted model, not a curated record
CACCGCCACCGCCUCCACUCUCCCAUCCUCACCAUUUCAUCUCUUCUCCACAAGGCCCUGCAAAGAUUAAGAUCAAGCCUCCGUAUUUAGAAAAUAAUAGAAAAUGGCAUUCAGACCAGAAAUGGCCGUACUUCAAUUUGACCGUCCACCCACAAUGUACUCUUAUUCCUAGAUUUGACCCUCACUUCUUCGUGACUCUGUCUUAAAAUCUUUAGCCAGUUCACAUCUUUUCUUAUACUUUCUUUGACUUGUAAAGAUGUGAAUCCUGAAGCAAGGUCCAGCUCGCAAUCCUGUCAACGCGAAGAGGUCGGCUUUCGUUAAAAAUAUGAACAUUUUGUGGCCGGAAAAACAGCGCCAACGCGAGAAAAUGGUGAAAGAGAUGGGUUGUAAGUUACCCACCAAACAGGGCCUGCAAGUCAAACGCCAAGGCGCGUAUUCUUUGAUGAAUUAUCAUUUACGAAACAGCGUUGAAACUUGAAACUCAGUUGGCCCUAUUGUCCAUCAUCAUGUAUUUUCGUACUUAUCUAGAGAUCGAUUAAGGGAUCACUUAAUUGCAUUAAGUGGCUAGUAGUCAAACACCCAUUAAAUUAAUUGAACAGAGUGGCUGUCAAAGUGAAUGGAUUCCCUUUCUCUUCUCCUUCCUGUCUCUUUCUCUUUCAGAGCGCCUCCGCUGGGUCGAUGAGAAGGCGGAGUGCAAAGCAGAGUAAAAUCCAGACCUUUUUUUUUUUUUUGCAUUUUUGGGCUUCCAGAACAUGGAAAGCUCAACCCUACUUUUCCCCCGAUCUUUCGAGUCGAGGUUUUAGUUUUCUGAAAAAUCUGUGAUCAAAAUUCUGAUUUCUUUUCUUUUGCAACAGUUCUUUUGUGAUCAAACCUUGUUUCCCUUCAUCUUCUCAGCUAUUCGAAAAUCUCUAGAACUUCUCUCUGUUUGAACACUAGCUGAAACGUCUCCCCAAAUAUCAAUACAAUCUUUGAAUCUAAUUUCAAUGUAUUCUUCUUUCCCUUUUACCUUUUAUCCCCUCUGUUUACUACUUUUGUGCUUCUUCAUACCCCAUUCUCUUUCUGAUCCAAGAACUACACAAGUGGCCCUUAUAUGCUCCAACAGAACCGCAUUAAUGCCUGAGCGUCAAACUUUCAUUGCAAAUUUCUUAGAAGCUAUGGACCAAGUGACUCCAUUGAUUAGCACCCAGAGAUAUGCAGACGUUACCAGUGGAACUGGUAGUACCGCAGUUUUUUUGUUUGGUGAAUGCAUGGAAGAUCUUUCUCAGAAUGAUUGUAAUCUUUGUUUUGCCCUCUGCAAAACCCAACUCCUCAGAUGCGUCCCAUUCCAAAAGUCCACCCGGGGUGGUAGAAGUUUCUAUGAUGGGUGCUAUAUAAGGUAUGAUGAUUAUAAAUUCUUUGAUGAGGCUUUGAGUGCUGAAGACAAGACUGUGUGUGGAACUAAGGAUUUUAGUGGAGAUCAAACUGUUUUCAGAGCUAAUGCUAUUGAAUUGGUGAGGAACUUGAGUGUUGAAGCGCCUGGGAAUGAUGGGUUCUUCGUUGGCUCUGUGAAUCGAAGUAAUAUAUCAGUGUAUGGGUUGGCUCAGUGUUGGGAGUUUGUGAAAGGGAGCGCCUGUGCAGAGUGCUUGGCGAAUGCCACCUCAAGGAUUGGCUUGUGUCCUCCCAAGGAAGAAGGGAGGGUGUUGAAUGCUGGGUGUUACUUGAGGUAUUCUACCCAAAAGUUCUAUGACAAUUCCACGAGUGAUUUUGUAGAAGAGAAUGAAGGAAGCAGCAGACUAGCUAUUAUUCUGGGUGUAACUUCAUCUUCUUUUGCUCUUUUGCUGAUCAUCGCGAUGACCGUUUUCUUUGUGAGGAAGAAACGUGCAAAGAGGAGGAGAGAAAAAAAGCAACUAGGUGAUCUGUUGGCCACUGUGAACAAGUCCAAACUCAAUUUCUCAUAUGAAACUCUUGAGAAGGCCACAAACUACUUCCACCAUUCCAAUAAACUUGGGCAAGGAGGAUCUGGUUCUGUAUACAAGGGGAUUAUGCCGGAUGGAAAGGUUGUCGCCAUAAAGAGGCUUUUCUUCAAUUCAAGACAAUGGGUUGAUCAUUUCUUUAAUGAAGUCAAUUUGAUCAGUGGCAUUGACCACAAAAAUCUUGUAAAGCUAUUAGGAUGCAGCAUUACAGGUCCUGAAAGCCUUCUUGUUUAUGAAUAUGUGCCAAAUCAAAGCCUUCACGAUUAUCUUGUUAAAAGGAAUGCUCCACCUCUAGCAUGGGAAAUGAGGUAUAAAAUUCUAUUGGGUAUAGCUGAGGGCUUGGCCUAUCUGCAUGAGGAAUCUAUGUUAAGGAUCAUACACAGAGACAUAAAAUUAAGCAAUGUUCUGCUUGAUGAGGACUUUGCAGCAAAGAUUGCUGAUUUUGGGCUUGCUAGAUUAUUUCCAGAAGAUAAGACUCACAUCAGCACUGCCAUUGCAGGCACUCUAGGCUACAUGGCUCCAGAAUAUGUGGUUCGGGGAAAAUUGACUGAGAAGGUGGACGUCUAUGGUUUUGGAGUCCUUGUUAUCGAAGUUGUCUGUGGAAAGAGAAACAAUUCCUUCACUCAAGAUUCAUUCUCUAUCCUACAAAUGGUUUGGAACCUUUAUGGAACUGGACGAUUGUAUGAAGCUGUUGAUCCAUCGCUUGGGGGUAACUUUCAAGAAGAUAUGGCAUCUAGAGUACUUAAAGUAGGGCUACUCUGUGUUCAAGCCUCUGCAGAACUGCGUCCAUCAAUGUCAUUAGUUGUGAAAAUGCUUACUGAAAACCAUGAAACUCCUCAGCCAACGCAGCCACCAUUUCUACAUUCUGGUAAUGCAGAAUCCAGUCCAUUGGUAAAAGCAGAAACUUCCCAUUCCCUGCCCGAGUCCGGCACUCAAUCUUCCAAGAAUAGCAUGACACAAAGCUGGAUUGAGCCUAGAUGAAAUAUUUCCUUGCAAGAUAUUCUUGUAAUAUUGGGCUUAACUCUGAACUCAUCUGGGCUGGGGUCCCCAUUCACUGGGUAAUUGUGCUGUUCCAGACAUGAAUCAGUCUUGCUUCCUAGAUUUCCUUCCUGUUUGCUUCAUUCCCGAGUUGGACAUUAUCUGGAACGGACCAUUUUCCAAGCUGAGCUGGUUGCUCGACUUCCUGGGUUGUUCACAGCUAUUCUGGAUUUAUGAUGACGCUUCAACUUCAAUCAUCUACUGGAAUUGUGCCGGUUCGAUCCAAAUGCUUUCUGUAAAUUACAUGUAAAUCAGUGAAUCUGCUAUACUGGAUGAAUCUUUCUAAAACUUUUUUUUGUCUUAGGGGAAUCUCACAUUUACGAGCCAUCUGAUUUUUAGAUAAGUCAUGCCAUUUGGGGCUGCUCUUCCUUA